Messenger RNA from Dichomitus squalens LYAD-421 SS1, 1605 nucleotides. RefSeq lists its product as uncharacterized. NCBI's taxonomy places the organism in Eukaryota, Fungi, Basidiomycota, Agaricomycetes, Polyporales, Polyporaceae. The transcript is spliced from 3 exons. The record is from RefSeq and is a predicted model, not a curated record. Gene Ontology annotation, molecular function: nucleic acid binding. Bases 1 to 1605 code for a protein of 534 amino acids.
AUGUUUCUGACAGACUACGUCAGGAGUGGUGAUUCAAAGCAAUGGGGGGCGCUCUCACUCAGGACUGCAGUGCGUUGGGAGAAGGGAAUACAUACCGCUCGAUCCUUGCGCACCUGGACACGCGCGUUCUUGACAGACCGGCACGAGCUCCCACUGACCCCCGAGAACACAUGGACGAAAUCUCUUCUCGAAAAACGGCCAGAUCUGAAAGAGGCGAUUGGCGAGCACUUGCAAAGUGUUGGCAAAUAUGUUCGAGCACUGGACAUUGUCGACUUCAUGGCUCUCCCUGCUAAUCAAGUGAAGUAUGGACUUGCCAAGCCGAUUUCGCUCUCGCAGGCCCAAGUUUGGAUGCGGCAUCUAGACUACCGCUGGACCAAGACUCCGAACGGACAAUUCGUUGAUGGCCAUGAACGUGCAGAUGUUGUCGAGUACCGGCAGUCUAGGUUCCUACCCGCAAUUGCCGACUACGACCAUUUCGCACGUCAGUGGAACAAGGACGGAACAGAGGUUUCACUACCAGACGACUCACCUCGCCCUCGUAACCGCCGUGUCAUCUACUGGCAUCAUGAUGAGUCCGUCUUCUAUGCUCAUGACCGCCGUACUCGCCGCUGGGUUCACAAGUCAGAGAAGGCAGUACCACGAGCAAAGGGAGAGGGCGCAUCUCUUAUGGUCGCCGACUUUGUCUCUGCUGAGCACGGCUGGUUGCGGUCUCCUGAUGGAAAGGAGUCAGCACGAGUCCUGUUCCGACCAGGGAAGAAUCGGGACGGCUACUUUACACACGAAGAGAUUCUCGCGCAUGCCACCACCGCAAUAGACAUCCUCUCGCAACAUUACCCUGAUGAGCAACAUGUUUUCAUCUUCGACAAUGCACCUACUCACCUGAAACGUGCUGCCGAUGCGCUCUCUGCCAGGAAGAUGUCCCUACACCCAACUAAACCCGGCAAACCAGUUUUCGGGGUGGACCAGAUCCCCGAGUUUAUCACGAACGAUGCGAACGGGAACAAGCACAAGAGGAGGGUCCCCAUGGCAGACGGCUGGUUCGAAGGGAAGCCGCAGUCGCUCUAUUUUGAGCCCGGACACCCACGCGCAGGCGUCUUCAAGGGAAUGGCACAAAUCUUGACAGAGCGUGGGUAUAAUCUCACGGGCCUUCCGAGGGAGUGCACUGGAUUCAAGUGCAAGCCCCCUGCCCUGUCCUGCUGUGUCCGACGGCUCCUGUUCAACGAGCCAGACUUCCGGGAUGUCGAGACACUGCUUGAGACCCACUGCCGGUCUCGUGGUUUUGAUAUCAUUUACCUGCCAAAGUUCCAUUGUGAGCUCAAUUGCAUUGAACAGUGCUGGGGAUUUUCGAAGCGCAAGUAUCGUGAAAUGCCGUCAUCUUCGGCAGAAGCAGACCUCGAAAGGAAUGUUCUUGCUGCGCUGGACUCUAUUCCGCUGGUGACGAUCCGAAGGUUCUAUACUCGGGCCCACCGCUUCAUGGACGCAUAUCGUCGUGGUCUCAACGGGAAGCAGGCAGCUUGGGCAGCCAAGAAGUAUCACAGCCAUCGUGUCCUUCCGAAUAACAUCCUCGAGGAGCUUGACCGGGAAGGCAUCACUUCAGAGGACUGA